AUGAAUCGCCACAAGUGUUUGUCGCAAAAACAUGCGGAAUAUGUCAACGGAGCCAGAGGAUCGGUGACUGAAGAAAAGAUGAGAAAAUGGUUUGCAGAAUCUACGGAAUUAUUGGGCGAAAAUAUGUAUAUCUUGAACUAUCCAGAGAGGGUAUUUAAUAUGGACGAAACCUGCUUCUAUUUGGCUCCUAAAGGAGAACUAAUAUUAGGGCCUUGUGGGUCUAAUGUAUAUGAUGAACAGACGAAUUCGAACAAAAAAAAUAUAACAACACUAUUUGCAGCCAACGCUUUGGGAAAUUGGGCACCUCUCUUAACAAUAUACAAAUAUGAGCGCAUUCCAGCUAAGAUCGCACAAUCUGCUCCUCCUGGAUGGGGGUUAGGCAAAUUUGAAAAUAGUUGGAUGACGUCAGAAACAUUCUAUGAAUACAUUGCUAUUAUAUUUGUUCCACAUCUGAUAGAUUCAAAUAUUCCUAGACCAGUUGUUGUGUUCUUAGAUGGCCAUAGUUCACAUCUAAGCUUACGCCUGAGUAAGUUCUGUCGGGAAAAUGGCUUAAUAUUGAUUACUCUUUAUCCAAACUCGACUCACAUCCUUCAACCACUUGAUGUAGCUGUGUUUGGACCACUGAAGUCAUCUUGGAAAAAAACUAAGACAAUGGCGAAUAGACAAUGA
Molecule: messenger RNA, 669 nt
Organism: Acyrthosiphon pisum (pea aphid)
Lineage: Eukaryota; Metazoa; Arthropoda; Insecta; Hemiptera; Aphididae
Exons: 1
Coding region: 1-669 (222 amino acids)
Cellular component (GO): nucleus
Molecular function (GO): DNA binding
Source: RefSeq, a predicted model, not a curated record